GCCGCCACCCGGAAACAUUACAAGGGCCGGAAAAGGACCAAUGUUAGGGGCGCACACGUCACUCACUUUUACCCACAAAAUAUUAGCACCGAGCCUCCAACCUUUCUCCCCCCCUCUAGACCGCCGAAAUACUCAAGAAAAAGCUCCCCGUUAAUGGAAACCGGUCGAAAUCAAAUGCCAGGGAGGCGACUGGCGUUGAUUUGAGCGAGGUGGGGGGGGAACCGUGUAAGCCCUGGAGCAGUUCAGCAUCAGCAAAAAUGGACCCGACUAAAGACUGGAAAACUGCACGCAGACUGGGAGAGGACGACAGCUAACUAGGAGAAAGGCGUGACAGGCCCUGGUCCAUCUGCAACGGGGCUCCGCAGCUGCAUGCGCAGUCGGGACUCGCAACUGGGAAUGACGUCACAGCCGAGUUAUCAGCGUUCCAGUUACAAAGAACUUGUGGUUCACAUUAAAAUGAGAGGUGGUCACAUAUGCAAUAGCUUGUCUUCCUCGUCUGCCAGGGGAGAUCAGUCCACCAAGGAUUCAUCGCAUCACUUAGAAGAAACGCUGUAGGAACUUCUUGGCUGAACACGGACGAGGAAUCUUGCUUAGGUGAAGGAAAAGGUCAACAACAGUAACUGAAAGGAGACAAGAAGUCGUCAAUCAAACUACUCCUCCAGAAAAACUACUUUAAGCUAAUUUGAAAUUGGGUAAAACUAAUCUACCUUCCAAAUAUACAGUUUUACCCUUUGAUCAUCAUUUUAACGCCUCAGCUGCCCCACUCAUUUUGGAAGUAGAGUGGGCAGUACAUGAUCAUCAGGGAGAGGCAGCAUCAGAAGUAAACAAUCUGGAGAGAUGAACUUUAAGCUUUCUUUAAGUAAGAAAGUAUCAGGAUAGCCUCACCCUUAGGGUAAAGUUUGACUUUCACCAGUGAGUGGAGGAUCAUUGUCGCCGCUCCUAGCUCUGGAGGUUUGGCACCUGCACCCCCAUGUGCCAGUGAGUGGGAAAUGUUCCAAUUUGGAAAAUACAAUCUGGACAUUAUAGAGAUGCUAAGUGGGCAUCAGGCCCACCAAUUCAAAGGCCUUGGUUUAGAUCGACAGCUACAACAUCAGCAGCAGGUGCAGCUUCACCAGCAUCAACUCCAGCAGCAGCAGCAGCAGCAGGCUGAGUCUUCUGGAGCCCUUCUGUCUGGACUUGGCUUGGGCCCCCUGCAGGGGUCUAGAGGUAACGCCUUUUCUGAUUCUGCCUCCAUUUUUGCCAAGAUGAGUGCCCCUCCUCCCCCACCUUUACAACAACAGCCUUCCUCAUCUCAGAGCUCUCGUUCAAAGUCAAGCAAGAUGAGCAGCAGCAGUUCAAGCCAUUCUUCAGGCUACCCACAGUUCCUGCGCUCUUUCCACCCGUCUGAGGCAGCGCUAGCACAGGAGCAGUUACACCCAGGUGUAGGCCGCUUUGAGCACUUUGCUGGGGGAAGUAGCAGUGGUGGGAGUGCUGGAGGAUUAGGAGGAUUAGUAACAUCAGCACCUCCACCCCCUCCUCCUUUGCAUCCUGGCCUCUCUGUUCCUCAGGCAUCACCUGGGCCCUCCUCUUCCUCUCCUUCCCCUUCAACCUCCGUGGCCACCUCUAAUAACCCCUCUAGCAGCAGUGCAGUCAGCUCAUUGGGACACCAGUUGGUUGGCACCCAGUCUGAUGCACGGAGCCUUCACCAACAAUUUAGUUGCAUGUUAGCUGCUAAUCAAUAUUUUCUUUCCGGGGUGCCUGCUAAUGCUAGUUUAGAACAAUUUCUUGUUCAACAGGGGACCCACAACCACUUAGGAAUUGGUUUAAGUCAAACAGGUGGGGAACCUAGUACUAGCCUUGCUCCACCUCCUGCUUUGCAUUCAUCUCACUCACAUGGCCACUCCACUCCCCAGCCACAGCAGGCUCCACAUCAGACUCAGCAGCAACAACUUCCACCUCACACCCUUUCUCAUGCUCACUCUCAUUCUCAUCCUCACCACCCUCUCCACCCAGGCUCCCAGCCCUCAUCUCUGAGUGGCUUUGACUUCCAGGGCAUUCCCGUACUCUCAUCAAAUCAGAUAGCUUCUCUGAUGCAACAGGAAGCUGGUUUGCCCCUCCCCUUGCCUCUUCACUUAUCCUUAUCUAAGGAAGAUGGUAAAGGGGAAAACAGUGGAGGUGGAAGUAGUAAUAGCAGUAGUAGUAGUAGUAGGAGAAAGAAAGCCAUGGCUGGUUAUUUGCCACAAAGAAAAUCUGAUAGCGCCACUAACAGCCAUGGCAACAGUAGCCACAGUGGCAAUCCUAGCACCGGUAGUAAUGGAGGGCUUAGUCAUGGUCAGCCCCCUGCUUUAAUUGGGAGUGGGGUUGGUAUGACAAAUAUGGGCGGAGACCCAUCAUCCCUUCUUGUCUCAUCAUCUUCAUCCUCAUCAGUAGUCUCUUCUUCCUCCUCCUCUGCUCCCUCUUCCACUGCUGCCUCCGUACUGGUUACUAAUGAUUCUCAGCUUUCUAAACCUGAUAACCAGAGGUCAAUGCAACGCAACAACACAGAGUCUGAUACAGAGCCCCUUUAUAGCUGUGGAGAGUGUGCUAAAAGCUUCCCUCAACUUUCUAGUCUUCGCAGGCAUAUGCGCAUGCAUGAGCCAACCACAGCAGGUACUAGCAAUAGUGCCACUACAGGCCCAAACCCCAUUCACAUUAAACCGCAGCCUGACCCAAGUCUUCCCCAUUCGACCCAAGAAACUCCCCAGUCCUCAUCGAGUUCUUGUCCUAGCCCAGAAAAAAUAUUUAGUUGUCCUGAUUGUGGCAAAGGCUUUAAGAAAAAGGGGCACCUCCUGCAACAUGGCGUUAUACACUCGUCAGCCCGCCCAUAUGGCUGCUCCACCUGCUCUCGGGCUUUUAAUCGUAGAGAGUCGUUGACACGCCAUGAGAAGAUACAUGAGGAAAAGCCAUUCCGAUGUCCCGCCUGUGGUCGUGCGUUCCGUGAGAGCACUUCUCUUCUCAACCAUGCUGCCUCAGGCACCUGCGGCAAGCCAGGUAGGGGACCCAAACAACGGGGCACCAAGACAGGAAGUGAUGGUGAGGACAGAGUCGGGGGAGGGGGUGGAGGAGGUAAUGGAGGAGGGGGAACUUAUCAAAGCAAUAGAGGGGUUAUUUAUGGGAAAACAGAGGAAGAGGAUGGUGUAAUCAUUGUGGGGGAAGGAGAACCAAAAUCAAGUUUAGGAUGUGAUAGUCUGUUUCAGUCUGGAAGGGGAGGGCAUUCAAAUGACAGGGAAAGAACAGAUGGUAAAUACCCCACUGACUACUCUCGGAAUCGUUACACAGGCUACCAUGAUGACCACCGUUCUCAAGGUAAUCCAUCUCCAUGCUACUCUGGUGCCUCCCCCUGUGGAAGUGGGAUGGCGGGCCCAGCUCUGAGAAAGGCACCCUUGGCCCCAACACUGCAUCCACACUCACAGGGCCACAACCAGCACCACCAUCCACAGCAACAGCCCCACCUGCCACUCUCUUCUCUUCUUGAUGACACAGAGGAUGAUGUCACUAGCUCUGUCAAUAACGCAAUCUCUGCUAUAACAGCAGCUAGUAACAAUGGAAAUAGAGGGGAUGAUAGGGGAGAUAUCAUAGGAGGCCUUCUGGGUGGUCUUGGCUUAGGACCCCUCGGCUCACCUUCAUCUACAUCUGGUUUGGAUAAGAAUUUCAGAGGUGGUGGGAGCCAGGAGGCUAUGAGCAGUAACCAACAGAAUCCUACUGCCAAACCAAAACGUCCUCGCAAACCAAGAGCUAAGAAAGACCCUGCAGCUGGUGGGCAGCCACCAAAACGUAGGCAAUACACCCCCAGAAUGGGGCCCAGUGGGCUUCCACGCACUCAUCUUUGCAGUGUCUGUGGUAAGGGAUUCGCACGACGUGAGACCCUACGCAGGCACGACCGCAUCCAUACUGGAGAAAAGCCCCAUCACUGCACCAUUUGUGGAAAGUAUUUCAGAGAGGCUUUUCACCUGAGCAAGCAUCAAACAGUCCACUCCGGAGCAAAGAAUUACAAAUGCACCAUCUGUGGAAAAGAGUUUGGUUACUCCCAGAGUCUCAGGAGGCACAGCAAACUCCAUCAGAAAGGGGAGCUCGAAGAAGUCCCCACAACACCAGCUCCAGAGAACCUCAACAGCUUUAACCCAAAUCCUCAAUGUAGCGUGGCACAGGACAGAAGUCAGAACCAAGCACCAAGCACCUCCUCCUACUAUCCCUACUCUCAAGACGUCAAGCCUCAAGACACCAACCCUCAGCAACAACCUCUACCCCCACCACAGCCCCCACCACCACCUCGACUCUACACUUGUGCUAUAUGUUGGAAGUCUUUCCGUCACCACUUCCAUCUGACUGCCCAUCACCAGACAGUUCAUGAAAACGGCGGUGAAAAGCUCUUCUGCUGUGACGUAUGUGGGAAAGCAUUUGCUUACUCUAAUAGCCUCACUCGACACAAGCAGUCUCAGCACGGGAUGACCCGGGGCGAACCAUCCAACCCGCAAGAGGGCAGCAGUGGGUCUGGAGAUAACAGAGGAAGUGAUGUUAAUCAGUCGACAUCUGAAAGCGAGGCUGCCACCAAUGCCCUGCUUCAGAUGGCACCUUCCACUGAAAGCCAUGGAGGUCAGGGCCUUAGUGUUGUCACUCAUAGCCACCAACAGCCACCCCCGCAACCACCAGCUGGCUACUCUCCCCUCUUUUAUGAUGCUGCAGGAGCCCAGUCUUCUGCCUCUAAUGCUCCAUCUUAUUCUCAGCCUCUGCCUCCCAACUCUACAAUCAUGCCUCCACAACACCCGCAUUCCCCGGCCGGGGUGAAAGGAGAGCACAUUUAUCCAGCAGGAUCCCGUAGCCGCACGCUUCACACCACAGCCCCGUUCCAGCCCCUCACGGAACUGCCUUCCACCGAACAUCACCAUCUGCAUCACCAUCAUCAUCACUCCCACCAUCAUUCUCAUCAUCAGUCAGACAUCCAGCCCCACCAACACUUUGACUGCAAUAUCCAGUUGCCACACGAUGAAAUGAGACGACACAAGAAGAAAAAAAAAAAGUCCGACAGGAGAGAUUGGAGGGAAAAUAAAUGGGAAUCUAAUGAGUUAGUCAUAUUUGAUGGAGCCAAAAGGAAGAAAAAGAUAAGUUGUACAAUAAGAGGGCAGUUGAAUAAAAAAAAAGGCUCUCUUCGUUUGACAAUUAGGCGAGGUGGAGGAUCAGGUGGUGGUGGGUAUAAGCUUGUCAACACUGGAGGAAUGAAAGUGCAGAUCCUGUCAUCUCUCAAAGUUCCCGUUAAACGUUUUGGAUGUCCCAUAUGCCCCAAUUCUGUGUUUUCCCGUAAAGCGGGACUUCUGAUCCACAUGGUAGUUAAACACCCACAAAAGGCCUUGAGCACUCAGGAGCGGCUAAGGUGUAGUGUGUGUGGGAAGCAGUCUUACAGGCCUUUGGCAGCCUUCAUCCAUCGGGCCUCCCAUCGCGCCAGAGGGACUUUCUCCUGCCGACACUGCUCCUAUAGCUUUUGGAAUGCUACGCUUCUUCACAGGCACAAAGUGUCCUGUCGACGCAGGGCUAAAGGACUGCAGAGAGGAGAUGCUAAGAGGCUGAAACUCUCCAAAAAACCUGGAGGCACACACACACAUGAAGGUCAUGACGAGAUGCCAUUCCUACAGGGGUCAUACAGAUGCUGAGCAUCCUGGUCUCUGAAAAGAGUGGUAUGUAAGAGGGAUUUUUUUUUGCAUUAUUCAGUUCUAAAAUGGGAAAGUGAGAGAAACAAAGGGACUUGAAAAAGCAUCCGCUGCCUAUAGGAGAACUUGCCUCACGUCUCUGUUGCAUCUACUCUGCUGACUAUUAGAAUGAGUGUGUUAACAACUACUGUAGAAACUCCUAUAAAAUAUUACCAGAGAUUCUUCCAGAUUAUAUUGGAAGGUGAUUUCAAAGAUGUGACUGUUUCCAUAGGAUGAUUAAUUAACCUCUUAAGUGCAUUGACUCUAUGCUUGGCUGACACUGUGCAGUUAACUAGACAUGGUUAGGUGAAAUGACCUGCUAAUGUAUCUCAUAACUAAAAUCCCUGCUACACCUCUUGCUGUAUGAUAAAUGUCUCUGCUGUGUAUUUUGUCUUGUUGUUGUUCACUUAGAGGCCCUGAGGAUUUUUUUUAAAUGUAAAGUGCAUUUAUUAGGAGUAGGAACAUGGGGAUAAAGAUCUUCCGUUGUCGGUGCAUGUUUGUUCUCUGGUCAAGUUUUUACCUGAGGUUGUGAAAUCACUCCUACAGUAUGUGAUGGUUUAUUCAGUAUAUCCCCAGAACUUUGUAGUGAAAACUUGAUCUGAAAGUUGCUGUAUAUUCCCCAGUGAUUAAAUCACAUUUAGAUAAAAAGUCAAAGUUGCUAGUAAUUAGCAUAAUAAGGAUCCCUCUCCUGCCAAAAUGAAGAAUCUUACAAGAAGCCUUGCGUAUGAUGUUCACUUUACUUCAGUUAUUUGAGAUAUUCUUAGCUUUUAUACCAAGAGAUGGAAAACAGGUUAAACAACUCAACUGUAACAUGUUUAUCUCACGUUAUUUGUACGCUCUUUUUAGCAGUAAUUAUUUCUACAGUACUUCACAGUGUGUUAAAGACAAGGACCUAUCAUGAUAGAAACAAAUGUAAUAUUUCUUGUAUUUAUGUGUGUAACCCAAUCAGUCUUCAUGCCAAUCUUAUACUUACCCCUUAUACGUUUUACUUUUUUGCAGAGUUGCAAUCAUGUUUUUACUGUCAAAGCCUUUUUGUUUCUUCUAAAGAAAAAACAUGUUUUAAGUACAUCAUGUCACUUUAUUCACAUAUGAAAUGUUCAUACCCCUGUUAAGCCUUGUUCUUUUCUUCUAAAGAAAAUGAUAGUUUUAGUAGAUUUCUAUCACAUUAUUUACUGAAAAGUCAGUAGUUGAUUAUAUUUCAGCAAUGAAUAAACCUUAAGUGUAAUAGUUUGCUUUUCUUUCAUUCCUGAUUCAGUUUCCUGCAGCAGCAUUACAGUUUUGGUAGAAAACCUUUUCGUAAAUAAACAAUAGUAAUUUAUAACUGCUUUCAAAGUUAGAUUUCCAGUUAUAUUCAGCUGUUUAUCAAAUGUAAACUCGUCAUAGAUGAAAUGGGUAUUUGGAUGUAGCUGAUGUACAGAUAAAAUCUAUUCAAGUAUUGCUAAUUUGCAGUGUUUAAAAUGCAUACCUUUCUUUUCUUUUUUUCAUCACAACUUUUCUAAAAAUAAAUAGCUGUUCAACUUGCUUUUACUUGUAGCUCCACGAGAUGGCAGUAACCAACUCUCAGUGCUAUUGGCUUGUGGGGAUGUGUGUGGCAGUCACAUGGAUCACACUGUGAUAGAAGGUGAACUGGAGAGUGUGCUGGAUGACUGGGACUUUUUCCGACUCUGCUGUUUACUACUAGAUUAAAGUGACAAAAUAAACAGACCGACUGAGCUUUCGGUUAUCAUGAAAGCUGAUUUAAAUCAGCACGAACUGUUCUGUUAUAAUACAUAUAUUUUCCCUUAAUAAUCCCACAAUGGGGAAAUUUUAG
Messenger RNA from Cololabis saira (Pacific saury), 7509 nucleotides. Its product is annotated as Krueppel homolog 1. Gene Ontology annotation, molecular function: DNA-binding transcription factor activity, RNA polymerase II-specific; RNA polymerase II cis-regulatory region sequence-specific DNA binding. Gene Ontology annotation, cellular component: nucleus. Gene Ontology annotation, biological process: regulation of transcription by RNA polymerase II. The transcript is spliced from 4 exons. NCBI's taxonomy places the organism in Eukaryota, Metazoa, Chordata, Actinopteri, Beloniformes, Belonidae. The coding region runs from base 990 to 5663 and encodes 1557 amino acids. The record is from RefSeq and is a predicted model, not a curated record.